UUAGCGCGAACGCUCGGGAGUAUACCGUGUGCGCCAAAAAAGCACACCUCCCACCAGUAGUGGUUAGUCGUAGUUUGCAGGAACAAAAUAUAUAUUAUAUAUAUUAUAUUAUAUACGUGUGUAUAUAUAUAUAUAUAUAUACAUAUAUAUUAUUAUUAUUAUUAUUAUAUAUUAUAUACAGCAACAGCAACAACAAUAACAACCAUCCAAAAUCACGUAUAAUAAUAUAUAUAUAUAUAUAUAUAUAUAUAUGUAUAUGUGUAUAUAUAUUUUUAUAUAUCGCCUUUAAUAAUCGCCGUUUUAUCAAAAAAAAUAAAAGAAUUUGACGCGUCUUGUAAAAAUCGAGUGUACAUCAUUACGACACCGAUCGUGUGAAUCGCCGACACCACCGCUGCCAUCGCCGCUGCCGGGUUAACCACCACCGCAACGGACACCACGUGAACAUCAAAUUCGUAUUCAAUUUCGUGUUAUAUAAUAUAUAUAUAUAUAUUUAUAUAUAAUUGUGUGUACGCGUGCUUAUAUUAUCUCGGUCUCUCCGUUUUUGUUUCUCGGCCUACGUGUGUGUGUCUCUCUUUCUAUUUCUCUUCUGUCUGUGUGUGUAGUGUGUAUAUUAUACGCGGGUGUCACUCUCCGCACAGGAUUCUCUCUUGCGCCGGUCGAGUCGUGAAGAUUUACGACGAAAAUCAAUUUUAAUUUUUCGAAAUCAAUCCGUUCGCUAUCCGCCGGUCUUCGUGCCAUUCGCUUUCGCCGUCGCCCGAUCGAAUAAAAUCGAAACCACGUGAACUGUGCAGCAGCAGCAGCAGCAGCAUAAAAUACAAUAUCAACCGGCUCGUUCGCGUUUAUAUUGCACACGUCGGACACAACACACACUCGCCCACGAUACACUUAUCGCGCUUCACCCUUUCGUUCGGUCGUCGCCAAAAGUUAACGUACACACGCACACAUACACACACGCACGCGUGAAUUAUUAUUGUUGUUAUCGCAUUAUAUCGUCUGUACGAUGGAAUCGCAGAGCGCACAGGACACAGUGACCGUGGCCGCGGAGGUGCCCAACGACCCUGGGAAAAUGUUCAUUGGCGGUCUUAGUUGGCAGACCAGUCCAGAAUCAUUGAGAGAGUACUUCAGUAAGUUUGGAGAGAUAACUGAAGUUAUGGUUAUGAAAGAUCCAACAACUCGUCGAUCAAGCCGUGUUGCUGUAGCUGAUCAGACCGCUGGAAACGAAAACGAGCUGAAAUAUGUGUCAAGGGGAUUCGGGUUCGUUACUUUUGCAGAUCCAUCGAGCGUGGACAAAGUUCUGGCACAAGGAUCACAUGAGUUGGAUGGCAAAAAAAUUGAUCCGAAAGUGGCAUUUCCACGACGAGCUCAUCCGAAGAUGGUGACUCGAACGAAAAAAAUCUUUGUUGGUGGUUUGUCGGCGCCAACAACGUUAGAAGACGUCAAAAACUACUUUGAACAAUUUGGACCGAUUGAAGACGCGAUGUUAAUGUUCGACAAACAAACAAAUCGACACAGAGGCUUCGGUUUCGUGACUUUCCACUCGGAAGAUGUAGUAGAUAAGGUCUGCGAAAUACAUUUCCAUGAAAUCAACAGUAAAAUGGUGGAGUGUAAAAAAGCGCAACCGAAGGAAGUGAUGCUGCCGGCCAACCUGGCGAAAACGCGAGCUGCUGGCCGCGGGACUUACGAUUUUAUGUGGCCAUUGGGGACCUUGCCUGACGGUUUUCCGGCGGCUGCGUACGCGGCUUAUGCCUCUAGCCGAGGUUUUUCGGGUUACCCUAGUUUCGGACUCUCGUAUCCAGCAGUGAUGAGCAAUUACCACCAUCAGGCAGCCGCGGUCGCCGCCCAAGGUUUCGGGCCACCAGCGUCGCCGCACACCGGCGGCCCCGGCAACCCGCGGGCCGCCGCGUUCCCGCCGGCCACGUCGCCCGGCCCCGGCGCCCCGUCCACCAUGGACAUGUACAGCUCGAACCCGGCCGAUUACGUGCAAGCAGCGUCACCGCAACCGUCCGCGUUCCCCGCGAUCGCCGUCUCACGUGCGCCCAUUAAUUACAAUCCUGUAGGGGCCUUUGAUUCCGGCCGCUUUUACCAAUGGGUACCACUGAACAACGCUAGAGUCAAUAAAUUUCUUCCAUCGUAAGGUUGACCGAUAUUAGUCGCCCCUAUGCGUGUGAUUGACUCAAUAACUCACAACUAUCACCAGAGAUAUAUAUAUAAACGUCUCACUCACUCUCACUUACACCAAAGGUUUUCUUUCUCAAUAAUGCUAUUAAUAAUAAUCGUUUCUAUAUAUUAUAUAAUAAUUAUAAUGAUUAAAAAUUUAAAAAAAAACAUGUUUUAUUAUAUUAAUAAUGUUUAUAUUAUGAUAACAAAU
Messenger RNA from Rhopalosiphum maidis (corn leaf aphid), 2368 nucleotides. It is a transcript of the gene Rbp6, whose product is annotated as RNA-binding protein Musashi homolog Rbp6. Gene Ontology annotation, cellular component: cytoplasm. Lineage: Eukaryota; Metazoa; Arthropoda; Insecta; Hemiptera; Aphididae. The record is from RefSeq and is a predicted model, not a curated record. The transcript is spliced from 15 exons. Gene Ontology annotation, molecular function: RNA binding. The coding region runs from base 1001 to 2134 and encodes 377 amino acids.